Messenger RNA from Lodderomyces theae, 717 nucleotides. RefSeq names its product ALR1. NCBI's taxonomy places the organism in Eukaryota, Fungi, Ascomycota, Pichiomycetes, Serinales, Debaryomycetaceae. Bases 1 to 717 code for a protein of 238 amino acids. Gene Ontology annotation, cellular component: plasma membrane. The transcript has a single exon. The record is from RefSeq and is a predicted model, not a curated record. Gene Ontology annotation, biological process: transmembrane transport; intracellular magnesium ion homeostasis; metal ion transport. Gene Ontology annotation, molecular function: magnesium ion transmembrane transporter activity.
AUGUUUGCCAAGAGAUGUCAAGAUGAGGCAGCAUUAGGGUACGAAAAACAGCAACAGCAACUUCGGCAACAGCAACGUUAUCAACAAGAUUAUACAUCUCCACGCUCAACUUCGCCACACAUCCCAGAGACGCAGGGAAGCAGCGCAGCGGCCCUAUCGAGUAGCGGUAAUCCACCCAAUAGCGAACAUUCAACUGCUAGAGAACCGCAUCAAUGGCUGCAAAGUAUGGCUGAUAAUGCUCGUCCUCGUGCAGAUAUUGCUUUGUACUUGGGGGAUAUUCAGGAUCAUAUAAUAACCAUGUUCCAAAACUUAUUGGCCUAUGAAAAGAUUUUUUCACGGUCACAUUCCAACUAUCUUGCGCAAUUGCAGGUUGAGAGCUUCAACUCCAACAACAAGAUCACCCAGAUGUUCUCUAAGGUUACCAUUAUUGGUACCAUGUUGGUGCCAUUGAAUUUGGUUACUGGUCUAUUCGGUAUGAAUGUGAAAGUUCCUGGUCAAGAUUCAAGUAUUGCAUGGUUCUUUGGUAUUGUGGGUGUAUUGGUUGUUGUGGUAAUCGCAAGUAUAGCAUUUGCCAAUUGGUGGUUGAAGAGUAUAAACAGGCAAAUCAACAAUGAGAAUAGAGGAGGUUUGAUUUCAUCAAGAAGAAGUAUUCGGAGCUUGGGGUUGAGACGCCACAGUGCUAAGUCUGUGAUAAGUUUUCCUAAUAAGUACGAGUAA